GCGAGGAUGCCCGGUGCCAGCACCGGCCGGGCACCCCAGGGAAGUGGCGGUGCUGCCGGCAGGGUGCUGGUGGUGCCAUGGGUGGCUGGGGCAGGAAGGGUGUGGGUCCGCUCCCCACAGUCACCCCCCCCCCUCCCCCCCGCCCUGCCUGGUGACGGCAGCUGGUACAGCCGGACUUUGAGCUGCUUAUCAGGUGGCAGAGGUGCCAGGAGGGGUGCGGAUGUGCUGCCUGCAAGGGUGUGGGGGGCUACACCUGACCGCUCCCCGCUGUGGCACCCCCCUGUCAGGGGCACCCAGCACUGGGUGCAGUCCCCCAAACCCCUUGGGCAGACCCCAUGGGUGCUGGCUGCUGGCCACAGCACGGUGUGGGGAUGGAGGUGCUGGGGCAGCCCCCCCAGUGCUCUGGGGGUGCAUGAAAGGCCCCUUUGUGUCUCCCACCGCAGGCAGGGCUGGGGUGCGGUGGCCAGGAUGGUGGCACACGGUGCCUCCCUGCCCACACCCCCGCCACCUCACCCCGGCCCUGCCGCAGGGCUCUGCGUCACCGCGAGCGCUGGCACCCUUUGCCCGGCCCCAUGUUAAUGAUCCACCUGCCCGCGCCACUGCCGCCUCGAGCCCCCAGCAGCCGCCCCAGCGAGCCGUGCCCGGCAGUGGUGGCGGUGGCGGCAGAGCUGGGGGUCCUUGGCACGGGUGGCUCGGGGGGGCCGGCGGCUCCCUGCCCCGCGCCCCACCCCUCCGUCUCAGCACCCAGAUAAGAGCGGCUGCUGGCAGCACCCAUUUCCCGGUGCACAGCGUGGGUGGGAGAGCUGGCCGGGACCAUGGCCGUGGCGACAGUGAACCUCCGUGUCGUGACCUCCUGGGUGGGCAUUGCCCGGCUUUUUGCCAUCAUGCUGUCCUGCAUCGCCUUCAGCUUGGUGGCCUCCACCAGGGACUUCAUGGGUCCGUACGGGACGUGGUGCAUGUUCACCUGGUGCUUCUGCUUCACCGUGACGCUGCUGGUGCUGGUGCUGGAGCUGCUGGAGCUCUACCCCAAGCUGCCGCUCUCCUGGGACGACUUCACCUCGGCUUUCUCCAUGCUGGCAGCGUUGAUGGUCUUCACCACCUCGGUGGUCUUCCCCUCAACCUUCAUCAGCAGCCCCUGCAGCAGCAGCAAGUGUGCCCGGCAGGCUGUGGCUACCACCGCCUCCUGCCUCUGCUUCCUUGCCUACGCCCUCGAGGUGGGGCUCACCCGCGCCAAGCCAGGGGACAUCAGCAGCUUCCUCUCCACCGUGCCGGGGCUCCUCAAGGUCUUUGAGGCCUACGUGGCUUGUCUCAUCUUCUCCUUGCUGGAUAACUACAGUUCGGAAGCCGGCCUGCAGUGGUGCGUGGCCGUCUACUCCAUCUGCUUCAUCGUCACCCUCCUCAUCAUCAUCUUCACCAUCGGCCGGUGCCUCACCUACAUGCCUUGCCCGCUGGAGAAGAUGCUGGUGGGCUACAACGCCCUGGCCCUGGUGAUGUACAUCACCGCCACCGUCCUCUGGCCCCUCUACAGCUUCAGGGGGAGGAACCGCCCUGACCCCUGCGGCAGGAACUGCUGGUGGGACAAGCACCUGGGGGUCACCUUCCUCACCAUCUUCAACCUCAUCGCCUACUUGGUGGACCUGAUCUACUCUACCAGGAUGGUCUUCAUCAGGGCACCUCCCUAAGGGCUCCGGGUGACCCUGGUGGGGCGAGCGGUGGUGGGAUGCGGUUGGGUGCUGGUGCAGGGCUGCCAGUGGAGCUGAGGAAGAGGCCAGACGCCUCGGAAAGCUCCUUCUCCCCACGCUGGAGCAGAGUGCCGUGGGGUGCUCCUGGGGGUGUGCUCAGCCUGGUGCCCCAUGGGCUGCCUGGCUGGGGGGACCGGGGGGCCGGGAGGGGCACACCAGCGUGCUCCUGAAACCCUGGAGCCAGGGGGGGGCUUUGGGAUAUUAAAUUGGGUCAUUUUU
Messenger RNA from Harpia harpyja (harpy eagle), 1961 nucleotides. RefSeq names its product myeloid-associated differentiation marker-like. The transcript has a single exon. Gene Ontology annotation, cellular component: membrane. The coding region runs from base 816 to 1682 and encodes 288 amino acids. Lineage: Eukaryota; Metazoa; Chordata; Aves; Accipitriformes; Accipitridae. The record is from RefSeq and is a predicted model, not a curated record.